AUGAUAAUUCAACUAGCUGUUAAUGAGGAUGCUUCACGGGUUUUUGGUCGGGAAUUUGACAAGCAAAAGAUCAUUGAAUUGUUGUUUUCUGAUUGCCAAAACAAUCUUCGUGUUAUUUCUAUUGUUGGCAUGAAAGGAGUCGGAAAGACGACACUUGCUCAACUUGUUUACAAUGAUGAGAUAGUAAGCAGAUACUUCAACCUAAGGGGAUGGGUGCAUGUGCUUGAGUCUUAUGAUGUUCUGCAACUAAUAAAAGCAAUCACUGAAUCUUUUGGGAGGAAACUUGAUAAUUCAAAGGAGUUGAACACUCUUCAAGAAAUUCUCAAAGAGGAGAUGUGGCGAAAAAGGGUGUUACUAGUCCUAAACAAUAUAUGCAACUACAAAAAUAGUUUUUUGGAGUUCUUAUCGAUUUCCUUCAAUGGUGCUGAAUCAGUGAAAAUCAUUGUAACUUCAAGCAAUGAUUCAGUUGCUGCUGAGUUUGAGGAAAUGAUACUUCCUUAUCAUCUUCACUGCCUCCAUGAAGAUGAAUCCUGGUUGUUGUUUCAGCAUUGUGCAUUUGAUUGUCAUGGUUUUCAUCAAAUCGGUAGGAAGAUUGUUAUCAAGUGCAAAGGUUUUGCCUUCUUUGUCUUUGAAGAUGCUCGGACACCUCCUUAG
Molecule: messenger RNA, 654 nt
Organism: Dioscorea cayenensis subsp. rotundata (Guinea yam)
Lineage: Eukaryota; Viridiplantae; Streptophyta; Magnoliopsida; Dioscoreales; Dioscoreaceae
Product: putative disease resistance protein RGA3
Exons: 1
Coding region: 1-654 (217 amino acids)
Biological process (GO): defense response to fungus
Molecular function (GO): ADP binding
Source: RefSeq, a predicted model, not a curated record